CACAAAAUACAACAUUUAUUAUGUUAUUAAAAUGCUACAUUGCUACAAUAUCAUAUUUUGUCCUGGUGUAUAAACUAAGACUAUGGCUGUAUUCAAUGACUCGUCAUAAUUCAUAGUAAAGGCUAAAGACCGUGAACCGUGGCCGUGUUAACAAAAAAUGAUACGUAGAAAAGAGAUAAACCUCUAUAUUAUUAGUUGCCCUUUUCGGUAGUAAAAAAUGCAAUGUAGGUUGGUACAAAGAUCCAUGUUAUCGCAAUAUCGUGUUCCAAGAGAACUGACCCCUUAAUCCUUAUCCCUUUUUAAAAUGGACAUCACAGAAUAUAAUAUUAUGAUAAAUAAACAACUGAUAAUUUGAAAUUAAAUGAUUACUAGAACUGGAAAAUUACAUUUUUCAAAUGUUCACUUUUAACUUCUAAUUCGUUUGCACGUAGUCAUAGAACAGUAGUGUUUUAUUUUUUUCCUUAAUUUAAAUAUAAGUAUCAACCGAAUUUACACAUUUUGUAUUUAAUAAUUUGCCACAAGAUAGCUGAACAAUUACUUAUUGAUGACAAAAGUCCAAAAUUGGUUUCUUUUUCAUAGUAUUAAUUUAAAUAACUUAUUGUCUUACCUUUAAAUGGUUGAUUAUGGAUUUAUGAUCCAAAUCUAACAGCUCCAUAUUGUAAAGCCUGCUCUGCUUUAAAAAGUCUAGCAGUAUAAACCAAUUCUUUGGCUAGUGAGCCACCAACUGCACGUGCUAAACGUUGAGUUCCACCAGCACCUGGUAUUAUGCCAAGUCUAGUUUCUACUAAUCCGAAAAUGGAAUUGGAAGCACAAACAAUAAAAUCACAACUUAGAGCCAAUUCAAAACCUCCACCUAAUGCAGCACCAUCAACGGCUGCAAUAACAGGAACAGGAGAAUUGGCAGUUCUCGAAAUAUAUCAACACGUUCCCGAAGAAAUCGAAGAAUAUCAAAUGCAAAAAGUGCACGUUUUAGACCAAUUGAACCUGCGGUGCUUAUGGAUAUAUCACCAACAUUAUCUCUAUCUCCAACAAUACAUAACAGAACAAAUGAUUUAUUUGAUUUGCUUGAUGAAGGUAUAGAUGCACAAACACAGCGUAGGGAAAAUUCAGCUCGAUAUGGUCGAAGAGCUAUAUCUAAUGUUAAAAAUAUAUCUAAUCAAACUUUACAUAAUGUUCCUGAUGAAAUAAUAUUACCUAAAAAACCUACUAACCAAGUUAAUGAAGAUUUUCUCGAACAGUCUUGGACAUCUUUAAACUUUUUUAAUCGCAAACAAAAAGGGAGACUAACUAGCAAACGACAAGAUCGUAAAACACCAAUGAGUUUUGGUGUGGAAUCCGAAUUUGGCACACACAUUUCAAAAAAUGAAUCUCAAUCACAUACGCCUUUUGUAAUACCUGAACUACCAUCUGGAUCAACAUUAAAAUUGGAUAUAACCAGCACUUGGGGUGAUCAACAUUAUGUUGGUCUCAAUGGCUUGGAAAUUUUUAACAAUGAAGGCCAAUUAGUAAAUAUUAUGAAAAUUUGGGCAGAUCCAUCAGACAUAAAUGUUUUACCAGAAUAUACAUCAGAUCCUCGAGUUGUACACAAUUUGAUAGAUGGGAUUAAUCGAACAAGAGAUGAUAUGCAUUUAUGGUUAACUCCAUUUACUCCAGGGGCUCAUCAUUUUAUCUAUUUAGAAUUUGAUGAUGUACAUACAGUAGCUAUGAUCAGAAUAUGGAACUACAACAAAUCAAGAAUCCAUUCUUAUAGAGGUGCCAAAGACUUGAAAAUGUAUCUUAACUCAGAGUUAAUAUUUCAAGGAGAAAUUGCUAGAGCGUCUGGUGGAAUUGUUGGAUGUACAGAUGCUUUUGGUGAUACAAUACUAUAUACAUUAGAUGAAGAUAUAUUAGAAAAUAUUGCACACAACGAUACUUCAUAUUCAAUAUUAUUAGAAGCCAACAAUACAGUUGAUUCAAUUUCAGUUGAACCACAACAACGUCCCCUUACAGCUGAUACUGGAAUUAUCAGACCUUUAACAUGUGCACAACCAAUUAUCACAAAUAUGUCUUCUGAUUCAUCCGAAUCUAACUCAAAAACUCAAUAUCAAAUAACUGGAUCACUAUUAUGCCAACAAUCAUUGACUAUUACUAUUAUUUCGACUUGGAAUUCAUUAGAUAAUUCAGAGGAAAUGAAUACCGUUAAUGUUGUUGGAUUGUUGGGAUUAGAAGUAUUAGGGGAGACUGGUGAUGUAGUUAAAAUAGACAGUUUAAAAUGUAAUAUUGAUACGUCAUCUGAUGUAGACAAAUUAUUAGAAUGCCAUGUUACCGAUAAAGAUUGUGAUAUGUGGACUUGUGAGUUACCAGAUGAACCUUUAACUUUGACAUUCAACUUUUUAGCACCAGUCCAUUUGUCAGCAUUAGUUAUAUGGAACUAUAAUGGAUCAAUAGAAAGUUUAGACUGUGGAGUAAAAUUUAUAAAACUCAAUAUUGAUGAUCGAGAAUUGGUUGAAAGAGGUAUAGUUCAAGUAAGGCGUGGUCCUGGACAUUGCCGAUAUAAUUUUGGUCAAAAAAUUCCUUUACUUCCAAAGCAUUGUCCAGCUCGAUCUAAAGAAUUAGCAACAGUAAAUCCAAAGCAACUUAUAAGAAUAAAUAAUCCUGAUUAUGAGCAUGUAACAAUCCCAGUUGGUUUUGUUUACCAAAUUGCUUUAUUAUCAACUUGGGGUGAUCAAUAUUAUAUUGGUUUAAAUGGUAUCCAGUUAUUUGAUAAAUUGGGACAAAUUAUCCAUUUGGAGCCUAAAAGUAUUAGUUGUUGGCCAAGCAGUGUAAAUAUUCUACAAAGUAAUAAAAAUGAUAUUCGUACACCUGAAAAUCUUGUAGAUGGGAUCAAUGAUACUAUGGAUGGUGCUCAUAUGUGGUUGGCUCCAAUUUUACCAUCAGAGGUCACCAAAAUUUAUAUUGUUUUUGAUGAACCUACCUAUGUCUCAAUGUUCAAAAUUUGGAAUUAUGCUAAAACUCCUUUAAGAGGAGUAAAAGAAUUUGCAAUUUUAGUAGAUGAUCUGCUGGUUUAUAAUGGGAUUUUAGAAUGUUUCAAAACCACAUCAACCUUAAAUCAGUAUUCCACUGUGAUAUUUGAUACUUCUAAGGAACAAAAUGAAGCUAUUUUUGAAUUGUCAACUGCAAAUGAAUUGAAUAGUUUGAAUAUUGAAGGUAUGUUAUUAGAUAAUGUUGUGGACCAGUCACAAAGACCAUUUACAUCAAUGUUACCAUCUUCAAGAUUAAUAAAUUAAGAGUUCUUAAAUAAUCUAGAUUUAAAAAAAUGCUUAUUGUAGUUAUGUUAAUGUCCAACUGUUAUUGGAUGUAUGAUAUUGUAUAGUUGUGUAAUUACCUUUAAAUACUUUUAUAAUUGCAUGUAAAUGUUAGACAUAUAAUUUAUUAAAAUAGGUUAAAAUGUA
Messenger RNA from Myzus persicae (green peach aphid), 3431 nucleotides. RefSeq names its product protein KIAA0556-like. The record is from RefSeq and is a predicted model, not a curated record. Bases 996 to 3266 code for a protein of 756 amino acids. NCBI's taxonomy places the organism in Eukaryota, Metazoa, Arthropoda, Insecta, Hemiptera, Aphididae. The transcript is spliced from 15 exons.